This is a messenger RNA of Microthlaspi erraticum, 2712 nucleotides long. The record is from the annotation of a GenBank genome assembly. Lineage: Eukaryota; Viridiplantae; Streptophyta; Magnoliopsida; Brassicales; Brassicaceae.
AUGGAUUCUUCGUCUUUAUCUCUUCCAUCUUCUUUAUCUCGCAACUGGAAACACCAUGUAUUCCCAAGCUUCCAUGGGCCAGAUGUCCGCAAAGAUUUCCUCAGCUACAUAUUGAAGGAGUUUAGAAGUAAGGGAAUUGACCCGUUCAUUGACAAUGAUAUAGAGAGGAGCAAGUCGAUAGGUCCUGAGCUCAUAGAAGCUAUUAGAGGAUCAAAGAUCGCUAUUGUCUUGCUCUCGAUGAACUACCCUUCCUCGACAUGGUGCCUAGACGAAUUGGUGGAGAUCAUGAAGUGCAGAGAAGAUUUGGGUCAAAUAGUGAUGCCCAUCUUCUACAAACUAAAUCCAACUGACGUAAAGAAGCAGACCGGAAGUUUUGGGAAGGUUUUCGAGAAACAUUGUGAAGGUAAAACAAAAGAAAACAUUGAGAGAUGGAGACAAGUUUUGGUGGAAGUGGGGAAAAUUGCUGGUUACCAUUCAUGCAACUGGGAUGAUGAAGCAGCCAUGGUCGAAAAAAUUGCUAUUGAUAUUUCAAACAAGUUGAAUAUUUUAACGUCAUCAAGUGAUUUCGACCACUUUGUUGGGAUGGAAGCUCAUAUGGAAAAGAUGGAAUCGUUUUUAAGCCUAGAUAUGGAUGAAGUGAGGAUGAUAGGGAUUUGGGGUCCUCCUGGGAUUGGUAAGACCACCAUUGCCAGAUUUCUAUUUCAUCAACUCUCCAACCGUUUUCAACUAAGUGUCUUUAUGGAGAACAUCAAAACAAGAUACACCAUACCAGCUUGUUCUGAUGACUAUCCUGCAAAGUUGCAAUUACAACAACAAUUUAUGUCUAAGAUAAUCAACCAAGAGGAUUUCAAAAUCGCAAACUUAGGGAUUGCACAACAAAGGUUGCAAGAUAAAAAAGUUCUUGUGGUUCUUGAUGACGUUGAUCAGUUAGUACAGUUGGAUGCCAUGGCGAAAGAAACUUGUUGGUUUGGUCCUGGAAGUCGGAUUAUCAUCACAACUCAAUAUCAAAAUGUUUUAAGGGCACACAGAAUCAACCAUAUUUACAAAGUUGAUUUUCCAUCAACUAAUGAGGCUUUUCAAAUCUUUUGUACGUAUGCUUUUGGUCAAAAGUCCCCUAAAGAAGGUUUUGGAGAGCUUGCAUGGGAAGUUACAUACCUUUCCAGCAAACUUCCUCUGGGAUUAAAGCUUAUGGGCUCCUACUUCCGAGGAAUGUCCACGCAGGAGUGGACAAAGGCACUGCCAAUGUUAAGAACUCACGUUGAUGGACAAAUUGAGAGCAUUCUAAACUAUAAAAGCCUUGAGAAAGUGGAAGAGCAUUUGUCUAACGAAUUCACGGAUGUGAGGCAAGGGCUCCACAACUUAGUUGAAAGAUCUCUCAUAUAUAUCGACUCGUAUUCUACGAUACGGAUGGAUGACCUGCUAUUACAACUGGGUAGAGAAAUCGUUCGUAAACAAUCUGCUCAUGAGCCUUGGAAGCGUCAAUUUUUGGUUGAUGCUAGAGAUAUAUGUAAAGUACUAAGUGAAGAUGAUGCAACAUCGCUUAGAAAUCUCAAGUGGAUGGACUUGUGUUACUCCGUCAACCUGAAGGAACUUCCUGAUCUCUCUACUGCCACUAAACUUAAGGAAUUGAAUCUUCAAGGAUGCUCAAGUCUACUAAAGCUUCCCUCUUCCAUUGGAAAUGUCACCAAUCUCCAGAAAUUGGAUCUUAGUGAUUGCUCCAGCUUAGUGGAGCUCCCUUCUUCUAAUGGAAACCUUCAUAAAUUACCAACGUUGAGUUUACAAGGAUGCUCCAAGUUAUUGGUUCUUCCGACCAAUAUCAACUUGGAAUCUCUCAAUGAACUUGAUCUCACUGAUUGCUCUUUGCUCAAAACGUUUCCUGAGAUAUCAACAAACAUUAAAGUUCUCAAGCUCAGUGGAACUGCUAUAGAAGAAGUGCCUCCCUCCGUCAAGUCAUGGCCUCGUCUUGAUGAUUUGCAUAUGUCAUACUGUGAAAAGCUUAGGAAAUCCCCACACGCUCUUGACAGCAUCACAGUGUUGGACUUGAAUGAUACAGAAAUAAAAGAAGUUGCGACAUGGGUCAAGAGAAGCUCUUGUGUACGCCGAGUUAAAUUCAAGGAAUGUAGAAAUCAGCCAUUACGUCCACACUUUCCGAGUUUCUUAGCGUUCUUCUAUGCAGGAGUUUGUGAGUCCAUGAAGAUAGUAAAUUACUCCUUUUGCCAAUCAGAGAUUCACAUCAGCUAUACUAAUUGCUCUGGCCUGGAUCAUUAUGCGAGAGACUCCAGAAUCAGCGGAUCUACUUGUAGACAUGCGUUCUUACCUAGUGGAGCAAUGCCUGUCUGCUUCACUUACCGAGCGAUUGGUGAUUCUGUGAAAGUGAAGUUGCAUGAGAGGUCUCUUCCCACACCUAUGAGGUUUAUGGCUUGCAUCGUGUUGGCUAAAAAGAGUAGCGAUGUUGCUGGUGUCGAGGAACGGGUGCAUGUAACUUGUACCAUCAUUGAUAAACAGAAUGGCCUCGCUGCUAUUUACACAGUGAAACAAAGUUUUCUCGUUUUAACGGAGAAUAUGUUCACAGUCGAAGUUCGAGAAAAGGUGAGUUGCUCCAAAGAGUUUCUCUUUGAGUUCAAAGUCGAGGAAGACAAAUGGGAGAUAAGGGAAUGUGGAGUAUUUGAACAUGUGGAGGUCAUUCAUGUUCAUGAACAAGUAUCAUCUUAA